Parasteatoda tepidariorum (common house spider) is the source of this 861-nucleotide messenger RNA. The record is from RefSeq and is a predicted model, not a curated record. Lineage: Eukaryota; Metazoa; Arthropoda; Arachnida; Araneae; Theridiidae.
CCCAAAGCCAAUUGCUAGGCACUUUUGUUGUCGACUAGGCUUACAACCCCCUUGGUAUAUAUUAAUUUCAAUUUUCAUCAUUCCCCCCUCAAAUGAGAAUGUGAGGAGUGUUUUUACGAGGGGAGGUGGAGAGAAAGAAAAGUCACGUGACCUAACAAGACAUAUAAAUCGCCUCUCAUGCCCUAAAGUGUCGCCACUUCUUAUUCCAGUGACAUCUGAAAAGGUAUUCCAGUUUCCGGUUCAAGAGUUUUAAAAUUUCAUUUUUACCGCUGAUUUGGAAAAGAAAAGCUCUCCUUAAAUCGGGCUCCGGCGCAUCUCCCGGAUUGGAGAGAGACCAUCUCCUUCCAGUUGCUCACUUACUUUACACAAUGAUGGUAAUAGCUUAUACAAGUUUACUUUUGCUAUGCUCCAAUGUUUGUUGGAGUGAAGUUCAUGCAAAAGAUUUGUCCUGUAACAAAGGUUUAGAAAGUGACCAAAGUGAAAACUUCUCAAAUGAAGAGAGCUCUCGUAACCGGAGAAAAGAAAGUUAUGAUGGAAAUAUUCUAAAGACAUUGCUCUUGCAUUUGAUCAAAUAUCCUAGAAGGUUAAACAGAGCUGAAGGCAAGUCAGAAAAUUACAGUCUUCGAGCGAAUUAUAUACCCAGAUUAGGACGUAAGAGAAACUACCCAAUUUAAAAACCAAUCAAUUGUCUAAACUAAAAAUAUUUAAUACAUCGAUUUUCAAGAUAUUUGUUUGUCAAAAAUGUCUUUCUUUUCUUAGAGUGUGAUACAAUAAAAAUCUGUCGCGUUGCUUCUUUUGUCUUCAUUCUAAUGAUAAGAGCUGUUUUUUAAGUAAGGGGUGUUUUGUUGUGUACACGAAUAG